Molecule: messenger RNA, 465 nt
Organism: Dracunculus medinensis (Guinea worm)
Lineage: Eukaryota; Metazoa; Nematoda; Chromadorea; Rhabditida; Dracunculidae
Source: the annotation of a GenBank genome assembly
GUUUAUCCAACGAGAUUAUCAUUUCGUGUCAAUCCAGUAUAUGCACAAAUGUCGGAAAUCGUUGAUGGUUUAUUUAUUUCUGGUAUAAGCGGUUUGCGAACAACAAAAAUUCACGAAAAAGGAAUCACACAUAUUAUUAAUGCCACAAGUGAGGUGCCAAAUUUAAAAGCACUUGGAAAUAUCGAAAGAACCAAAUUAUGGUUAGAAAAUACUCCGCAAACUUAUAUCUAUCCGCAUCUCGAAUUACUUAGUGAUCAAAUCGAAGCAAUUAUCCACGAUGGCGGCAAAGUUUUAGUCCAUUGCGUUUGCGGUACUUCUCGUUCACCAACUAUUGGUCUCGCUUUUUUAACUAAGCAUAGAUGCAGAACAUUACGUGAUGCAUAUUGCUUGAUGAGCAGAAAGCAUCCUAUAGUGCAACCAAAUAUAGGAUUUUGGAAACAGUUGAUAACUUUUGAAAAGGCUUGA